AUGUCUGCCAUCCAGACUGAGCCAUCGCGGGUGCACCCGCGUCGCCGGCCCAUCUUAAACACUGCCCUUCCCACUCUGUCGAGUGACUCGCCUGACUCUAAGAUGCCCCUGAAGAAAGGAGAGACUUUCCAUACCCCCACUUCUCCUCCAUCGAGUGAUCGCGACCCUGUCUUGAACUUCCGCUCCCUACCUCAUCGCUCGGCCACUUCGUUGGAAGCCAUCGCUGUUGCUGAAGAGCGCAUGACUUCCAUCCUAGGCCGUCUGACUCUGGAACCUACCGAAGACCAGAAUUCGCAGGUCGCUGGCGGUGAGAGUCCUGUGGAGAGUGGGUUAGUGCGCAGUAACUCCAAGUCUAUGUCUAACUCUCCGCGUUCCUCAAAUGAAGAGGGCCGCAGCAUUCCCAUCCCACAAGACGAGAAAAAGACCCGUCAAGAGCAUAGCCACGAGUCCGACAGUGGACUAGGAACCUCUGUCAGUAGCGAAGAGGGGCUCACUGACUCGCAAAAUAAAGUGAAUGAUGGUAUUCACGACAAGCAAUCUGCCAUUACAAGCUCUAUUUCGGCUUUUGAUACUGGUUCGUCGCCAAAACGUCAAUUGGGCCCAGCCGCCUGCAAACAGAUUGAACGUUUUGUGCUUGUUCCUAUAUUGAAAGAGCCCCGAUUGAAACCAUUCCACCCACUGGUCCGAAGUGUUCCCCAGCGCAUCAUCAAUAAGCAGAUUGUUUGUUUGCGUGACCUCGAGAAAACCCUAUUGUGGUUGGCGCCGAACUCCGCCACUUCUCGGGAUUCUUAUCUCAACUUUUGCGAGUUUACAAUCCAGUGCUUGCAUACUUCGACUUCGCACCUCAACGAUCGUGAUCAACGACUACCGGCCGAUCGACCUUACACUAACGGAUACUUCCUUGACCUUGUUUCACAGGUUCGACGAUACGCAGCAAUGGUUCGUGCUGAACGCGAGCGAGUCCAGGCGACUCAGGGCUCUGAUUCUACCACGGAAUCUAAAUCUCCUACCAUCCCGAAGGCUACCCUGGCAGGUGGUCUCUCCCAGAAUGGGAAGCCUGCCGAACUUGUAAUCAUGCAAGACGGAAAGAAAAUUUCCAUGGCCACUGGAAAGCCCCACGAGGCGGAUGUUUCUGGUGCUGCCAAGCGUACUAUCAGCCUCGACGACGCGGUCGAUGAGGGCGUUCAGCGCUCUAUGGCCCGCCGCAAGAAGGAUGCUCCUCCCAUGAACAUCAAUCAAAAGUGCGCCGACUGCGACAAGGUCUUCAAGCGCCCCUGUGAUUUGACAAAGCAUGAGAAGACACACUCUCGCCCCUGGAAGUGCGAGUACUCUGACUGCAGUUACCACACCAAAGGUUGGCCCACCGAGAAAGAACGUGAUCGUCACAUGAACGAUAGGCAUUCGGACAAACCCACCCUCUUCAAGUGUCAAUUCCACAAGUGCCCCUAUGCUUCGAAGCGUGCAAGCAACUGCAAGCAGCACAUGGAAAAAUCCCAUGGAUGGGUUUAUGUUCGAUCCAAGAACAACGGCCGCAAUGGCAGCAAGCGAGGCUCUUCUGCCCAGGCCACUCCUCAGACUCCCAGUGUGUCUACUCCUGCUUCGAAGACGACCGACUUUGCCUCUCCAAUUCCUGGCCCUAGUCCUUCUCCCAGCGACCAGACCUACAACUGGCCUGAAAAUCCCCAGUUCAACUUUGCCGACCCCCCUGCGCUUGCCCAUGGGGAGGAUUUCCCCCUAUUCGGAGAAACAUCGCCCUAUCUGAUGACCGAUGUCAACUCGUUCCCGACUUCGGUGAACCUGAGCGGCUUCCAGAGUCAAUUUGAAGCCGGUGACCCGAACGGCUUGAUUCCGGCCCUGGAGAUUCAUCGCCAGUCCAUGAACUCCAUGUCUAUCCCAUCUGCCGAAUCAGUUCCCGACCUGAUGGGACCUGUGUCGUUCGAUGGAUCCCCGCUCACCGGUACUGAAAGCAUCAACUUCGACCUGGAUUGGAGCAACCUUGAGUACCCAACCAACGAGGACUACACUGCGAUGGCUGCACAGCUCCCCCAGGGUCAUUCCCUCGAGGUGAUGAAGGGCUAUUCGAAUGAUUACGAGCAAAUGAACCUCAACCACUGUUCCUACGAUGCCUCUGGAAAGCCCCCCGGCCUCUCUCCUGGUGCGCAGGGCAACGCUAUGUUGUACUCACCGGACUCUUGUAACGUCGGCGACACUCUUUCUGAGCGCUACGAAUAUGGACUCCAGGCCCAGGCGGGUAACGACUUCACCCUUUACAACCAGAGCGCUCAGAUGGGUCGCGGUGCUCAACCCAUGAUGCAAACUCCCAGCGACCACUCGGCUCAAUACCACCAGCCUCAGCAGCAGAUGUUCCCCUCUCUUGAGCAUGAGCGCGCUCUGCAGAGCAUGCAGCCCUGGAAUGGCCAGCAGCCUCAGGGUCACUACCUGCCUCGCGACAUGGAGCUGGAAUUCAUGAAGUAA
Molecule: messenger RNA, 2475 nt
Organism: Penicillium samsonianum
Lineage: Eukaryota; Fungi; Ascomycota; Eurotiomycetes; Eurotiales; Aspergillaceae
Gene: ace1
Product: putative C2H2 transcription factor (Ace1)
Exons: 5
Coding region: 1-2475 (824 amino acids)
Biological process (GO): regulation of gene expression
Cellular component (GO): nucleus
Source: RefSeq, a predicted model, not a curated record